This is a messenger RNA of Elgaria multicarinata webbii, 950 nucleotides long. It is a transcript of the gene RWDD2A, whose product is annotated as RWD domain containing 2A. Gene Ontology annotation, molecular function: protein binding. The transcript has 3 exons. The record is from RefSeq and is a predicted model, not a curated record. Lineage: Eukaryota; Metazoa; Chordata; Lepidosauria; Squamata; Anguidae.
GGUGUUUACGUGUACAAGGUAGAGCGCACGCGCAAGACUCCUGCGAGGUGGCUGGCUUCACAUCUGCAACAAUGUCCAGCAUCAUAAAAGAAAAUAUUCAGCUUCAAAUGGCAGAAUUAGAAAUGCUUUUUUCUAUGUUUCCGAAUAAAGGAGAAAUGACUCUUCAAGAUGAAAAUACUUUCUUUAAUGUUCAGACGUAUUUGAACAAUGCAAGUGAAAUUAUUCCACAUAAAAUUGAAUUCUCAGUUGCUGUUACUAUUGAUGAACCAAAGGUAAGAAUAAAUUUGCAGGUAGCUUUGCCUCAUGACUACCCCCAUGUGCCACCAGAGCUUUUUGCAAGAUCAGAUGCUCUAGAGAGGCAGCAACAACUGCAGCUCAACAAGGAUAUUACUUCUUAUAUUGCAUCUUUGGAGUCUGGGGAACUUUGCAUAUUGGCAGCUAUGCAGUGGUUACGAGACAACGGCAUGGCGUAUUUGCAAAACAGAAAAGUCCAUUGUGAAAGAGUGCCAAAUGAAAAAGUACUUAAGAUAUUAUUUAACCGGAUGUGGAUUUACAGCCACCACAUAUAUAGAUAAGAACUAAGGAAAAAGAUAUUUGAUGGUGCAAAGAAAUUAAAUCUGACUGGCUUCUGCCUAACUGGGAAGCCUGGGAUCAUUUGUGUGGAGGGCGUCAAAGAAAACUGUGAAGAGUUUUGGCAUGUUGUUAGAUAUCCCAACUGGAAACACAUUUCCUGCAAACAUGUUGAGAGUGUUGAGACUGAGGGAAAUGGGGAUCACCUACGUCUCUUUCAUACUUUUGAAGAUUUACAGUUUCAAGCCCACGGUGAUUAUGGACUGAGGAAUGACUAUCACAUGGACCUUGGCCAGUUCCUAGAAUUCCUGAAGGCGCAUCAAAGUGAACAUAUAUUUCAGAUCUUGUUUGGUAUUGAAUGCAAAUGUUCUGACAAAUAA